CUUCCAGGUCAUACAAUUUUGAUGCGAAAUGGAACCUGAAAACCUGCUAAAAUGUGGAUACCAGUGUAUAAAGCUCAGUGUGUGUGGCCUGGUAUAUACAGACGAUAUCAGAUACCGAAGUGCAAUGAUCCUUUCGGACUUGGAAUACAUCAUUUAUGGAAACAGUGCUCACAAGACAUUUACAGUGGGGUGUGCAGUUGAGAACAGUUCUCCAUCUACCCCUCAGUGCUCACCAGAAUUAUCCAAAGUGGAGCACUGUGCCAAUUCUAAGAAGCAGGCCAAAGAUGUCCUGGUAAGCAGCACAUUGUCAAUGCUGCGAGACAAACAAACAGCAAUGAAUGGGAGCAAUGAGGAUGACAAGUUGGGCGAAUAUGUUGCAGCUGAGCUGAUAACAACUAAAAAUAGAAAAUUAAAUGCAGAGGCAAAGUGAAUGUUAUCAUGAAUGCCAUCAUGGGUGCAAUUCAGAAAGUUACUGAUUGUUAAUUUUUAAAUAAAAGAUUGAAAAUUAAAAA
Schistocerca americana (American grasshopper) is the source of this 512-nucleotide messenger RNA. RefSeq lists its product as uncharacterized. Bases 29 to 430 code for a protein of 133 amino acids. The record is from RefSeq and is a predicted model, not a curated record. NCBI's taxonomy places the organism in Eukaryota, Metazoa, Arthropoda, Insecta, Orthoptera, Acrididae. The transcript is spliced from 2 exons.